UUGCCAGAUCUGGGGAAAAAGGAGGAACCCGGGGAUAUGUUGCCCAAAACAACGGAAAAAAUUGGGACUGAUAUUCCAUCGCUUAGCUAGGCUACAAAAAAAAUACAGUGACACGAACGGUUGUUUUUUCCUGACUUUUUUUUACGGAUUACCGGUGCUAUCGGGUCCUAAUUCGCUCAUGGGUUUUGGCUGAAAAUUUAACGUACGGCCCCUUAAAACCUAUCACCUGGUUUCCCCUUUCUUCCCACUUAACCAGCCUAAACAAAACCCAAAAAACGGUGUCCGGAUGAUUUCGAGAAGCUUUUUGCUGCUUUUUGGGACUCUGUAUCCUGCAUACUACUCCUACAAAGCUGUCAAGACAAAAAAUGUCAAGGAAUAUGUCCGAUGGAUGAUGUACUGGAUUGUGUUUGCCCUCUACACUGUGGUGGAGACCAUCACCGACCUGACGUUGGCAUGGUUUCCUCUGUACUACGAGCUGAAGAUAGCCUUUGUAAUCUGGCUGCUGUCCCCCUACACCAGAGGAGCGAGUCUUAUUUACAGGAAGUGUCUGCACCCUCUGCUGUCCUCUAGAGAGAGGGAAAUAGAUGAGUAUAUUGUGAAUGCCAAAGAGAAGAGCUACGAGACCAUGGUCAACUUUGGCAAGCAGGGACUGAGCAUUGCGGCCACCGCCGCUGUCACUGCAGCUGUCAAGGGUGCAGGGUGCCAUCAAGAGAAGCUAGCAUUGCUAAUGCGUGUGUAUGUGUGUGUUUGUCUAUGUUUUGCAGACUACUACUAUGACCAGGAGGAGAGGACGGAUGAAGAGGCGGAGCCAACCUUCUCCGAAGACGAGGCGGUCACUCAGAAAGGACUGAGGCGAUCGCAGAGUGUCAAGAUCUCACGAUCCAAAGUCCGCAAAGAUGCGCGUUAUGGAUCCCUGAAGAUUAAAGGCAAGAAGAGACCAACGCUGAGCUCUGUUAACUAUGGAAUGUGAAAAGAAUGCACACGCACACGCACACACACACGCACACACGCACACACACACACACACACACACACACACACACACACACACACACACACACACAACACACACACACACACACACACACACACACACACAGUAGAGCAAUCUGCUGAUCGGUGGAUGGGAUUCCAGCUCUUUAGAGCCCGAACUCUUAUGAGCUUUCUUCAGACAUAUUUAUUACUUAAUUCAUCCCAGACCAGUGAAACUUCCAGAACCUACACUCUGAGAUUUUUGCAUGAACUUGUGUGUUUCAUCUGUUGUUUUUUAGAAUUGUAGUUUAGGUGUAGGUGUGAUGUCAUGUGUAGUCUUUUAGAUUUUACAUCUGUUUGCUUCAGUCUUUUAGUGUAGCCUCUUUCUAAUAUUUUUUUAAAGUUCAUAAACAGAAAGGAAUGGCUUAACUGAGUUAAAUCAUUCACUAAUGCUUUACGUCAUGGUUGUAAGCCAUCAAUGAGAACAACGUUGGGUCACUGGGGUGUGAAUCCUUUCGGCUUUUGUUUUUCCUCCAACCCUUGCUUUGUGUUUUAGGCUCUUUAAUUUGUCCGGGACACUCUCCCAAUAUCUGCCCCAAAACAGGUUCUCUUGUUUAACCCUAGAGUUGUCCUCCCGAGUCAAAAACUGACAAAAAAUUGAUAUUUUUGUCCUUUUUUCAGACUUUUUUUUAGUUAGAACACAACCUUACUGCCACUAGUUCUACAUUACUUGUUGGAAUUCAUGGUCUAUAACUCUCAUUUAUAUAGAAUUAUACCUAAUAUUUGAGUUAAAAAUGUCUAAAAUUAUGAAUUAUUUUGACUAAUAGUGAUGAGUUUAGUCAAUGAAUAAGCAUCCAAUCCAUUUCUGUGGUAAUUUCGUUAAAAAGAAACCCAUAUUUCAGAUAUAGACAUUUUUUUAAAGGGGUCCAAUUUAACCCGAGGACAAGAUUAGAUUAGAUUCAACUUUAUUGUCAUUACACAUGUAUAUGUACAGGGUUAACUGUAGAGUAUUAGUAGGUGAGACCCCUGAACCCUUAUUAAAGAGGCAUUCAUUUCCAUUUUGGCCACUUGGUGCAGCACAACAAACUAGGAACACAAAAUUAUCUUUUAUAAAGUUGCUUCGGCGGAACAGAAUAUAGCUCCAAUAUUCACAUGACACAUCAUCUGCUACUGCAAACAACUAUGCAACUAGAAAGAACACGCUCUUCCUCUUGCAAGCAAAUAGUUUAAUGUACAAUUAAUAAAAUACACCUUUUUAACAGUUGUUUUUCACCAACUGCAAGACCCAGUCGGACCCAGAGCAUGCUGGGAAACGUCGGCCUCUCAGCUGAUCUAACAGCUGAUUGGUUUAGAAUCGACUCAACAUGAUGACGUUUUAGAUGAACUUUUAACAAUUUAGAAUCGGAGGGAUUUUAACUGUAACUUUGACUUAUUCUGUACAGACCACAUGUUGAGUGGCUGAUUGUAACAUUUAGAAGUCAGAGAGACAUAUAUUAUAAUAUAUAUAUAUAUAUAUAUAUAUAGUUGUCUUCUGUUUAUUAAAAUCAGCAACAGAUCGCAUGUAGAGCAUUUACAUUCCAUUUUUGUCAUAAUUAAAAAACUGGCGACUGUGUGCAAGCUGAUAUAUGGGUCUGAUAACAUUUUAAUAAAUUGGAGUCGGACCACAGGGGUGAUGUCACUUCCUGUUCAGCCUGAAGGCUGCUGGCGGCUGGUAACUGUCCGACUUUACCGCAGAUUUUUGUCCCCUACUACCCCUAGUUUUACACUACUUUUUGGAAUUCAUGGUCAAUAACCCUCAUUUGUACAGAAUUUAACAUUUGAGUUAAAAAAAGCUCCAAAAAAAUUAUGAAUUAUUUUGACUAACAUUUAAGAUCAAAGGAAUGAAAGUGAUCAGUUGUAUUUGCAAAGAGCGUUGUAAGGAAUCCAAUCCAUUUUUUUGUGGUAAUUUGGUUAAAAAAAACACACCCAUAUUUCAGAUAUAGUCAUUUUUUUUAAAGGGUUAAAUUUGACCCGAGGACAACAGAAGGGUUAAACCUUCUCCGUACCAAGCAGCAGACAAAGUAGCAACUAGCUGGUGAGGAAGUAAAUAUUGGACUUGAUCAGCUUUAAAAGACAUUGUUUUUAAAUGCAACCAUGAUUUUAUAACAACCUAUCAAUUCAAAAGUUGUUGAGAUUAAUGGCUUAUAAGUGACCUAUCAUUCUAUUGGAGUACACAUCCAGUACGCUAUUAGUUUCAGAGUAUUCUAUUAAAACGUUGCUUCUGCUGCCUUUCAGGUAUUUUAUCUGACACUAGUGUUGGAGUCCGUUGACAUCUGUGGCUCAACAUGCUAAUGGAGACUAGUUCUUACUCUUAGGGACGCGUUGUGUAGGUUAGGAUGAAUGCAACGUUCCCUGUCACAGUGGGGACAGUGUGAGAGCUCUGAUUCGCCGCAGGAUACCAGCAACUCUGACUAUAAACGUUUGAAACACACUUGAACACCAGCAGAUGAACACUAUCCCUUAUUCCUGUCAGAGGAGGGACACGGUGAACACCAACGAAGCGAAAGAAAGGGAAACGAAAACCAAAUGAAACAAAGUGAUUCUUCCAGGUUUCUCCGUGCAAAUGUCAGCCUUUAUAAAGGCCCAGGACUCCUGCUGACUAUUAAUGACUAUUAAUUUCUUGUUUUCCUGCUUUUUACUCAUGUACUUUUAUAUGGCUGUGUGUCCAGAUCACACCCCUGGUUGUAUAUUUCUCGCAGUAUUUCUUAGUGAAGAUUAGCUUUUUAAAUGUUAUUUUAUGUGUUUGUGUGUGUUACCUUUGGAUCAACAAGUAUGUUAAUGACCUGUUUUUGCACAUAGACCUCCCAAAUCUUUUUUUAUCAAUGCUGUUGCUUGUCAUCUCAUUUUGUAAUGUAUUCGCUGUGGGAGGAUGCAGCACACAAAUGAGCCUAGCCGUUGUUGAUGAAUGCUAAUACCACCGGCCUCUCAUGACGUCUUAAAGUUUGCCUUGUUUUUGCUGUAGCUGAAGUUCCUUCUCCUUCUCUAGUAGUACUUCUAGAAACGAUGACAUACUAGUCUCACAUUGCCAGAGCUGUCUCCACAGUGCUGUGGAGGAAGGUCCGGCUACAGCACAUACAGUACAUUCUAGACUAGGAGAAGGAUGUGUAUGGCCGUGUGUCCACAGCAGUCCUAAAAAGUCCCAGUAAGGACAGGAAAUAUUCUUUGUGAAUCUUUACGAUCAUUCCCCGAAAGAACCGAGCAGGCCUGCCUUGUUACUUCAUCCAAAUGUCCUCCAAAACUUGCCAUUUUUAGCAUGUAGCUCGCUAGCUUUGAGCUGUUUUGGUUUCCCGUAGCGAAGGGAUUUUGAGAACAGCAAGACAUAGAACGGAAGGCGGGGGGGGGGGGGUUUAGUGUGCCCCCCCCUCCCUAGCUGCAGCGUAAGUGCUUGACCAUUCAAGCCAUGCUGGCAUGGUGGGAAUGGUUUUCCAUAGAGCAUAAAAAGAAUAGCAUGCAUGUCUGCCUCCAUUUUCCAGAAUAUUCUACCCUUUAGACACACUUCCAUUACCAUCAAAACAACUGAGGGAAUAGAAACUAUGACAAGCAGCACUGAAGCUAUUCUUUCUUCAUAUUAAAGGAUCUGUGUGCCAUACAUUUGGUCAUUUGCCCAAUCUGCACAGGUUUCUUCCAUCCUAUCAUGUGUAUAUGCAGACACUCCAUGUAUUAAGAGAGCUGUGCAUGAUUGUAGUACAACAAUAACCAGCCAAACUUUCUCACGUCAUGAUGUCCAUUCAGUGCUCAUAACUAAUGAAACCAAAGCUUCAUGUACUCACGCAGAGCUGUGUGGCUGUGGGUUUUGAUCUGUGGGGUGGGGGGGGAGGGAGGGACGAAAUGUCUGCUGUGUGGAUUGCAAAUGCAAUUCAAUAAAGGCUAUCCAAAUAAAGACCGGCCAACCAGUAAA
This is a messenger RNA of Etheostoma spectabile (orangethroat darter), 4909 nucleotides long. It is a transcript of the gene reep3b, whose product is annotated as receptor accessory protein 3b. The coding region runs from base 287 to 970 and encodes 227 amino acids. The record is from RefSeq and is a predicted model, not a curated record. Gene Ontology annotation, molecular function: microtubule binding. NCBI's taxonomy places the organism in Eukaryota, Metazoa, Chordata, Actinopteri, Perciformes, Percidae. The transcript has 8 exons. Gene Ontology annotation, biological process: endoplasmic reticulum tubular network organization. Gene Ontology annotation, cellular component: endoplasmic reticulum membrane; cytoplasmic microtubule; endoplasmic reticulum tubular network.